AUCUAAUAACUUCAUCUCCGCCGCAGACUUCAUAUUAUGGACGGUCUUUCGGGCGCAGCAAGCGUCAUCGCGGUGAUUGAUAUAUCCGCCAAGAUUGUUUCACUAUGCCUCCAGUACUCUAAAGCCGUUAGAGGUGCUAAAGAUGAUAUCGAGCGUGUACAGGGAAAGGUCAGCGAUAUCACCCACAUCCUAGAGCAGAUCAAGCAGCUCCUUGACAGCCAGGACAAGACGCAGCUCUCUGCCACUCAGGGCCUCUUUAGCUCGCUCACAAAAUGCCUAAAGGAGCUAGAAAACCUGCAAGUAGAGUUAGAACCAGGAAAGGGCCGCAAGACUAUGAGUCGAAUCGGCUUCCGUGCGCUCAAAUGGCCGUUCACGAGCAAGCAGGUGGAUAAAAUCGUGUCAAGCUUAAAAGGAUGCGAACAGACCCUCAGUUUAGCGCUACAGGUUGACCAGACAACCGCUGUAUUAAGCAUAGACCAGAAACUGGAUCUAGCCAAACUACCUAUUGCCCAUGGCGCAUCCUACGACUCCCAUACGGAGGAACACAACGCGCGAUGCCUACCGAACACCCGUACUGCACUGCUGCAGGACAUCACCAAAUGGGCGCAGGAUAAGGAUAGCAAGUCUAUAUUCUGGCUUAGCGGCAUGGCUACUUCCGGCUAUCAUCCUUACCUACGAGGACUUUAA
This is a messenger RNA of Paraphaeosphaeria sporulosa, 687 nucleotides long. RefSeq lists its product as uncharacterized. NCBI's taxonomy places the organism in Eukaryota, Fungi, Ascomycota, Dothideomycetes, Pleosporales, Didymosphaeriaceae. The transcript has 2 exons. Bases 37 to 687 code for a protein of 216 amino acids. The record is from RefSeq and is a predicted model, not a curated record.